This is a messenger RNA of Kluyveromyces marxianus DMKU3-1042, 1581 nucleotides long. RefSeq names its product sterol 14-demethylase (gene ERG11). The transcript has a single exon. Gene Ontology annotation, molecular function: oxidoreductase activity, acting on paired donors, with incorporation or reduction of molecular oxygen; monooxygenase activity; heme binding. NCBI's taxonomy places the organism in Eukaryota, Fungi, Ascomycota, Saccharomycetes, Saccharomycetales, Saccharomycetaceae. The record is from RefSeq and is a predicted model, not a curated record. Bases 1 to 1581 code for a protein of 526 amino acids. Gene Ontology annotation, biological process: ergosterol biosynthetic process.
AUGUCUACGUCUGAAUCGUUUGUUGGUAAGCUUUUUGAAGUGCUACAGGGAUUGCUGUUGCAAUUCUGGGCGCUAACAAUCACCCAAAGGGUGUCCAUUGUGAUAUUGCUGCCAUUUGUGUAUAACAUCGUUUGGCAAUUGCUUUAUUCUAUGAGAAAAGACCGUGUUCCAUUGGUGUUUUACUGGAUUCCAUGGGUUGGUUCUGCUGUUACAUACGGUAUGAGACCAUACGAAUUCUUUGAAGAGUGCAGACAAAAGUACGGUGACGUGUUUUCGUUUGUGCUAUUGGGUAGAGUGAUGACUGUGUACUUGGGGCCAAAGGGUCACGAGUUUGUGUUGAACGCUAGACUAGCAGAUGUUUCUGCUGAAGCAGCAUACACCCAUUUGACCACACCAGUGUUUGGUGAAGGUGUCAUCUAUGACUGUUCUAACAGUCGUCUAAUGGACCAAAAGAAGUUCGUUAAGGGUGCUUUGACUAAGGAUGCUUUCAGAAAGUACGUCCCAUUGGUUACUGAAGAAGUUCAAAAGUACUUCAAGAACUCCGCAAACUUUAAGAUUGGCGAGAAGGACCACGGUAAAAUCAACGUCAUGGUCACUCAACCAGAAAUGACUAUCUUCACUGCUUCAAGAACUUUGCUAGGUAAGGAAAUGAGAGAGAAAUUGGACACUGGUUUCGCUUACUUGUACUCAGAUCUAGAUAAAGGUUUCACUCCAUUGAACUUCGUGUUUUCCCACUUGCCAUUGGACAACUAUCGUAAGAGAGACCAUGCCCAAAGAACCAUUUCUGCUACUUACAUGUCCUUGAUCAAGGAAAGACGUGCUAACAACGAUAUUCAAGAUAGAGAUUUGAUUGACACUUUGAUGAAAUCCUCAACCUACAAAGAUGGUACUAAGAUGACUGAUAAAGAAAUUGCUAACCUAUUGAUCGGAGUCCUAAUGGGUGGUCAACAUACUUCUGCUGCUACCUCCGCUUGGGCUAUUUUGCACUUGGCUGAAAGACCAGAUGUUCAACAAGAAUUAUACGAAGAACAAAUGAGAGUCUUGGAUAAUGGUAAGAAAGAACUAACCUAUGACUUAUUGCAAGAAAUGCCUUUCUUGAACCAAACUAUCAAGGAAACCCUAAGAUUACAUCACCCAUUGCACUCUUUGUUCCGUAAAGUUAUGAACGAUAUGCCUGUUCCAAACACAUCUUAUGUUGUUCCAAAGGGCCACUACGUCUUGGUCUCUCCAGGUUACUGUCAUUUGCAAGACCGUUACUUCCCUAACGCUAAAGAAUUCAACCCACACCGUUGGGACAACGAUGCCGCCUCUUCUUAUGCUUCUGGUGAACAAGUUGAUUACGGUUUCGGUGCUAUAUCGAAGGGUGUCUCAUCUCCAUAUUUGCCAUUCGGUGGUGGUAGACAUAGAUGUGUUGGUGAACACUUUGCUUACAUGCAAUUAGGAACUCUUCUAUCGAACUUCGUUAGAACUCUAACAUGGAAGUACGCAAAUGAUAAAGAUACAGUUCCAGUUCCAGACUUCCAAUCCAUGGUCACACUACCUUUAGCUCCAGGUGAAAUUGAGUGGACUUUGAGGAAGUAA